GUAGCAGCAACAAUUCCUUUAUCAGUUACCUUGGUCUACCUAAAAGUUGCAGCGAUAAGACCCCAUAAGGCGUACCGACUUUGUCGCUGCCUUUUCAUGCUGUGGGGAGGCCCCAAAAUGGACAAUUUCAUGGGCCAAAAGAUCGACGAAAGGCCCCACCCAAAACUACUAGUCAUCAUCAUCAUCUUCAUCCUUUCGUCCUAACGGUCCUCCGGUCUUUCGUCGUGUCAAUAGUGUGCCCGUAGAGAUAAGGGGGGGGCUUUCCGACCCAUCCAUCCCCCACUCUUCGCCGCCACCACGGGUACAACCGUUGAAUCCGCCGUUGUCCCUCGUCUAUCCGUCUCACCUCUUCCCGGUCCAACCCUGCUUCCUUGUCCACGCUGCUGUUGGUGUUGUUCUUAACCAGCUCAGCUCGUCUUCUUCUCACCCCAAGCAUCACCGGCACACCACACACAACACCACAGUCAAGAUGGCCGCAUCCAAAGUAGAAAUCGCCCCCUUCGAGGUCACUCCCCUCGACGCCAUUCCCGCCGUCUGCAGCACCGCCCGUGCCACCUUCGCCUCCCACAAGACCAAGAACCUGCAAUGGCGUCUCGUCCAGCUGCGCAAGCUCUACUGGGCUCUCGACGACUUCAAGGCCUCGCUCAUGGCCGCGCUGCAGCAGGACCUGCGCAAGGGCGGAUAUGAGUCGGACUUCACCGAGGUCGACUGGGUCAAGAACGACUGCCUGCACAUGAUCAACAACCUCGAGACUUUUGCCAAGACGGAGAAGCUCAAGGAUCUGCCCGUCACCUACUCGAUGAUGAACUUCCGCGUCAAAAAGGAGCCUUUGGGAACCGUCCUCAUCAUCGGCCCUUACAACUUCCCCAUCCAGCUGGUGCUGGCUCCGCUCGUGGGCGCCAUUGGCGCCGGCUGCACGGCCGUCAUCAAGCCCUCCGAGCUGACCCCCGCGUGCGCCAUGGCCAUGAAGGAAAUGAUUGAGAGCCGGCUGGACCGCGACGCCUUCGCCGUCGUCAACGGCGGUGUCCCCGAGACCAACGCCCUCAUGGAGGAGAAGUGGGACAAGAUCAUGUUCACCGGCAGUGCCCAGGUCGGCUCCAUCAUUGCCCGCAAGGCCGCCGAGACGCUGACGCCCGUGUGCCUCGAGCUGGGCGGCAGGAACCCGGCCUUUGUGACCAAGAAGGCCAACCUGGCGCUCGCGGCCCGCCGCCUGAUGUGGGGCAAGGUCCUGAACGCCGGACAGGUGUGCAUGAGCCAUAACUACGUGCUCGUUGACAAGGAUGUGGCCGACACUUUCAUCGAGUUUCUCAAGAUUGCGUACAAGGACAUGUUCCCCAACGGAGCAAAGGCCAGCCCGGAUCUGUCGCGUAUUGUCAACGCGAGGCACUUCAACAGAAUCAAGAAGAUGUUGGACGAGACCAAGGGCAAGAUUGUCAUGGGCGGCGAGAUGGACGAGAGCGACCUUUACAUCGAGCCGACGGCGGUAUUGGUGGAUAGUCUCGAUGAUCCGAUGAUGCAGGAAGAGAGCUUCGGUCCCAUCUUUAGCAUUUUCCCUGUGGACACCCUCGACCAGGCGCUCAGCAUUGCCAAUAACGUGCACCGGACGCCGUUGGCGCUGAUGGCAUUUGGUGACAAGUCGGAGACUAACAGGAUCCUCGACGAAAUGACCUCUGGCGGCGCCUGCAUCAACGACUCCUACUUCCACGGCGCUGUGCACACGGUCCCCUUCGGUGGCGUCGGCGACUCCGGCUGGGGCGCUUAUCGCGGCAAAGCCAGCUUCGACAACUUUACGCACUUCCGCACCGUGUCCGAGACCCCAACCUGGAUGGACCGGUUCCUGCGCGUGCGCUACAUGCCGUACGACUGGAGCGAGCUCAGGCUCCUGCAGCGCUGGACCAACAAGAAGCCCAACUUUGACCGCCAGGGGACCGUCGCUAAGGGGUCCGAAUACUGGAUGUGGUACUUCUUGGGCUUGGGUACCAAAGGCGGUGUUAAAGGUGCGUUGAUGAGAUGGCUGGUCGUGGUCGCUGGCUAUUAUCUAUCUGCUUAUAUGAAGGCGAGGAGGGCUUGAGUUGUUUGUGUGUUUGUCACUUGCACAUUACCGCGGCAACUCACUCCAUCUGUUUUCAAGCGUUAUGAUGAUGAUUUCUUAUGGUUUAUGUAUCUAAUUUGCUUCAUGGUUAGUUAACGAGGCGACGACUUCUUAAUUUCCUGUUUCGGUCGGGAGUUCAACAACAACAGUGACAUUGUCGAUUUAAGUACGAAAAAUACCAUAUAAUCAGGAGGUGUCAAUAAUGGGUGGAAGAAGGUAAUGUCGAAGAAGUAAUGGCACGAUUUGGAUACAUUCAAAGAGUUGAUAUGUACGGUGUAUCACUCCUUGGGCUCGCACAUGUAGGAACAGCGGCUUAUAUACCCAUUUUUUCUUAAGCGACCAGUUUAUGUCUUGACGAUCUACGUCAUGAAACCAUAAUUAUCAAUUUUCUAAAUAAGAGCAGCUUUCAACUUGUUGUUUUUGGCUAAACCG
Molecule: messenger RNA, 2524 nt
Organism: Neurospora hispaniola
Lineage: Eukaryota; Fungi; Ascomycota; Sordariomycetes; Sordariales; Sordariaceae
Product: Aldehyde/histidinol dehydrogenase
Exons: 2
Coding region: 470-2071 (533 amino acids)
Biological process (GO): aldehyde metabolic process
Cellular component (GO): cytoplasm
Molecular function (GO): aldehyde dehydrogenase (NAD+) activity
Source: RefSeq, a predicted model, not a curated record